CCAUCGUCUGCACCCGGCGGAGAGUGAGUGUGUGUCAGUGCCAGAGUCUCUUAUGUCCUUGCUACCGACUGCAUCGCCUCACUAUGCCAGAGAACCCGCAAGCCCCGGCAGUGAACGGUGACCGGCAAGCAGGCGAAGCAGCGGGAAGCGCCAGCGCCGUGAACGCGAACGGGAACGGGGAGAUUCUCGACCAAGUCCGGAGGCAAGAGGACCUCACUUUGACAGAUCACGUCAACAGGAGGUUAUUGACGUCUUUCCUCAGUCGCAUCAACAGCAGUGCGGUCGACGUGCAAGAGCCUUCCGCCAACGUCCCCAACGGGAACGACUCCGCGAACGACGACAGUGACGAUUUUGCGGCCUAACGCUCAUCUACUCGUCGGGGGAGGUGCUGAGACGCGACCCUAACCUCACAAUCCGUGGCCCGACUGCAACAUCAUGACGACUAUCUCCAUUCGCAUUCGACUUACGAUUGCGGACAGUUUGAUUGACUAUUGCAUUUUAAGGGUUUUGAGUUUUGUUGACCGUGUAUUUCGCAUUAUGAGACUGACGAUCGAACCGUCCUGGUCCUCCUUGUUGUUUUAGUUUUUUUUUCAGCGCUGUAAUGUUGGGAGUCCUGAUUGGAUAACAACAGGUUUUUCCCGCCCACAGUAUUAGUUUCGAAGUUUUCUCAAAGAUUUGUGGCCCUGUUUUGUUCUGUUUGUGAAACCACUUGAUUGUUUCUCAUUGGAGGACUGUUCUUAUCGUACUUUAUAUUGUACGUGUUAAUUUCAAAUUAUAUGUGAAGUAUAUGUAGGUUUAAUAGUUAAAAGAAUACGUUAAGUACUGUUGCGGCUCCUACCUAACCUUAAGCCUGUUACUCGAAUGAAGUAAUUCCAUUCGCUGCGACAAUGGCAUACACUACAGAUGAUCUGUUUAGAGACAACCUUUUGGGUGACCCAAACGACUUAGACAAUUUGGUAGAGUUCAGAGACGAUGCCAAUAACUCAGAUGCAGAGGCAGGUGGCGAUAAUGAAAGAGGUGGAGAGGGCGAUGAUAAAGAUGAUGAAGAUCAGGAGGACAAAAAGGACGGUGAUAAGAAGCCAGAACAGAAGAUUGUCCGAAUCAAACGUCCUCAACCAAAACUGGAUGCAGAGAGGUUGAAGGGACCACGAGGUUUAAAAGAGUUGCGAAAGUGUAUGUCAGAUGUCAAGUUUCGCGGUAAAGGACAUGAAGCUGAAGACCUACAGCGAAUCAUGGCACGCAUGGAGCAUUGGUCUCAUCGUCUAUUUCCCAAAUUUCAGUUUGAUGAUUUUAUUGAGAAAGUUGAAAAGCUGGGGACUAAAAAAGUGGUUCAGAAUUACGUCAAGAGAAUGAGAAUGGGAAUACUGGAUGAUGAUGAUGAUGAAAACCGUCCACCAAAGUCUGAUGAUGAGGAGGCUGUAGAUAACCCUGAUCCUGCUGCCAAUGAAACUAUGGGAGAGUUUGAUCGCCUCUUAGCUGAGCAAGUGUCACUGCACCAGAACAAUAGUCUAAACUCUACUCGCACACCUGGUGCUGCCACUCCAAGAACACCUACCUUUCCACGGCCUGGUCAGGGUGCAUCCUCAACUCCUGAGCCUACCCUGACUCCAGAACAGCGCGCUAGGAUGGAAGCAAAUCGACUGGCUGCUUUAGAACGGAGGCGUGUUCGUAUGGAGGCUGCAGCUGCAGCCGCUGCUGCUACAGCAGCUGAAGUAGCUGAUGCAGCUGAAGCAGCUGACGCCGCCGCAGCAGCAGAGGCAGCGGAGCAACUGUCCUCCACAACCUCUACAACCAGCAAUUCUAUUCCAGUUCAAGAAGCAGGGAGUGAAGCUCCAAGAGAGGUUGCUGGCUCAACUGAAGAUUUUAAUGACAGCAGUGACUAGUCUCUAACAAGUACUCUUAAUCACUUAAGCUUUCUAUUACGAUACCAACUUUUCCUACAAAGUCAACUUGAUCUUCUGCUGUGAUCUAUGCCAUCUGUGCUAUUGUGAAUUUGGGUUAUUGCACCAUAUUCCUUUCAUAUUUUUUUAUUUUUAAUUCAGAAAAAAAAAUUGGGUC
Molecule: messenger RNA, 2058 nt
Organism: Thrips palmi
Lineage: Eukaryota; Metazoa; Arthropoda; Insecta; Thysanoptera; Thripidae
Product: TIMELESS-interacting protein
Exons: 5
Coding region: 888-1883 (331 amino acids)
Biological process (GO): DNA replication checkpoint signaling; DNA damage response; replication fork arrest
Cellular component (GO): nucleus; replication fork protection complex
Molecular function (GO): DNA binding
Source: RefSeq, a predicted model, not a curated record